This is a messenger RNA of Capsicum annuum, 714 nucleotides long. Its product is annotated as non-specific lipid transfer protein GPI-anchored 7. The transcript has 3 exons. Bases 179 to 622 code for a protein of 147 amino acids. The record is from RefSeq and is a predicted model, not a curated record. NCBI's taxonomy places the organism in Eukaryota, Viridiplantae, Streptophyta, Magnoliopsida, Solanales, Solanaceae.
ACACCUACCUCGUAGGUCGGGAGGAAAGAUAUUAACAUGACUAAAACAUAUAUUCCCAACUACAAGUAUUUAUAAUAAAACCCAACCAACCACUCCUAUAAGUAUAGCCACCAAAAUUUCAAACAUACACAAAACACAACACAAUACACAAAUUAAACACAAAGAAGAACAAACAAACAUGAUGUUUACUUCCAAAAUGUUUGUUGUAAUCAUGGUGGCAUUGACGGCGGCGGCGAUGAUUGGGCUGGAAGCCCAAACGCCGCCGUCGUGUGCCUCGAAAUUAGUGCCAUGUGCACCAUACCUUAACUCAUCAAGACCACCAGCAGAGUGUUGUGAUCCAUUGAGAGAAGCAAUAACACAAGAUUUAGAUUGUUUAUGUAAAUUGUAUGAGAAUCCAACAUUGUUGCCUUCACUUGGUAUUAAUGUUACUCAAGCACUUGCACUUCCUAAAGCUUGUAAUAUCCCUGGUGAUAUCAGUUCUUGUAAAGGUGCUGCUCCAGGUCCAAAUUCUCAAGGCUUGCCACCCCCAGCUACACCGGGAGGAAGCAAUGGAGUAAACAAAUUUACAUGGAGUGGAAUGUCAAUUUUUGUUGUACUUUGUGCUUCUUUGAUGCUUGCUUAGCUACAUGUAUUGUUGUUCGUUUCACUCAAUCAUUUUAUAAUUUUGUCUAGUGUUACAUUCUUGAUAUAAGGAUUUGGUAUACUUAAUUAUUA